Messenger RNA from Caenorhabditis briggsae, 303 nucleotides. The transcript has a single exon. NCBI's taxonomy places the organism in Eukaryota, Metazoa, Nematoda, Chromadorea, Rhabditida, Rhabditidae. The record is from RefSeq and is a predicted model, not a curated record. Gene Ontology annotation, molecular function: protein binding. Bases 1 to 303 code for a protein of 100 amino acids.
AUGCAACUUUCAAAAUACCAACAAUUAGUGCAAAAUGGAAUACUUAACAACAUGGAAUUUUCGGAUCUAUUUAUGUUUUCUUUCGUCUCCGAAAAGAUGAAGAAACUGAUUAAAUCAUCGCCGCAAAUGAAACGUUUCGAAAGUGUCAAUACUAUUAGAUAUGAUCAUCGAAACGGACGAACGAUUGUUUGCAUUCCCUAUCGUUACCGUCAUCACAAAAUACUGAAAAUUUCCGAGGGCGAUGAGAUUAAAAACGAUUGUUUCCAGUUGAAUGUGUCUGGAAAGAUGAUUGAUUUCAGGUAA